Molecule: messenger RNA, 1005 nt
Organism: Dromiciops gliroides (monito del monte)
Lineage: Eukaryota; Metazoa; Chordata; Mammalia; Microbiotheria; Microbiotheriidae
Product: mas-related G-protein coupled receptor member X1-like
Exons: 1
Coding region: 1-1005 (334 amino acids)
Biological process (GO): G protein-coupled receptor signaling pathway
Cellular component (GO): membrane
Molecular function (GO): G protein-coupled receptor activity
Source: RefSeq, a predicted model, not a curated record
AUGACGACCUUGGCUGUGUCCCCCACAAAUGGGCAGUUCGAAUAUGUUCAUGACAACACAACGGAGAGCAGCGCAAACGCGAGUUCGGGUCUUGUGGCACCUGGAGAAAUUGACUUAGAUACCUGGAUGCGGAUCCCCUCUUUGCUUGUUGCCCUGGUUGGGCUGGUGGGGAACAGCACCGUCCUGUGGCUUCUGGGCUUCCGCAUCCACAGGAAUCCCUUCUCCGUCUACAUCCUCAACCUGGCCGGAGCUGACGCCCUCUUCCUUUGUUGCUCCUUCCUGUUCUCCAUAUAUCUAUUUGUUAGUUAUUUGGAUAUUUUUAUGUACAAGGUAGUGGUUUACACAACUUACAUGUUCUACACCGCCGGCCUGAGCCUCUUGGCUGCCAUCAGCACCGAGCGCUGUCUCUCCGUGCUCUUCCCCAUCUGGUACAAAUGUCACCGCCCCAAGCGCACGUCUGCGGCUGUGUGCUUUGUCCUCUGGGCUCUGGCCAGCCUGUUCGGUGUAACAGGUUUUGUUAUUUGUUUUUGUGUACGCAGUCCCUAUUUCUGUCACAACUUCUUCCUCACUGAGUUCGUGUGGUUCAUCCUCCUCACCUGUGUGCUGUGCUUGUCCAGCCUGACUCUGCUGCUGAGGGUCCAGUGCAGCUCCCAGCGCCGGCAGCCCCCCAGGCUCUACCUCCUGGUGCUGCUCACAGUGCUAGUCUUCCUGCUCUGUGGCCUGCCCCUGGAGAUAAGUGAUUUCAUAGGUCGUUUAACCCCAUAUAAUAUGCCUCACUGGAUCCCUUGGCUCCUGGCCUGUGUGAACAGCAGCGCAAACCCCUUCAUUUAUUUCUUCCUGGGCAGCCGAAGGCAUAGAAGGAAGGAGCCCCUCAGGGUGCUCCUCCAAAGGGCUCUGGGAGAUGAUCAGGAGUUGGGAAGUGAAACGUGGGACACCCCCACACCAACUGCACAGAGACAUAAUUCUGAGGUUAAGAACAAGAUGCUUAGACAUGGGAGUCCCUGA